This is a messenger RNA of Anthostomella pinea, 702 nucleotides long. NCBI's taxonomy places the organism in Eukaryota, Fungi, Ascomycota, Sordariomycetes, Xylariales, Xylariaceae. The record is from the annotation of a GenBank genome assembly.
AUGCCGCCCAGAAUACCACUUCUUUCCGCACUGCGGCAGCAGGCCUCUGCCUUUGUCAAGGCACCAUGCGCUCCCCUCUCCAGCACCGCAUCCUCCCAAGCCAUCCGCACCGACAGCGCCACCGCCUCCCUGCUCAACAUCGACAGCCCCUCCCCCUCAUCCUCCGGCAAACCCUCCCCCAACAACUCGGACCCGACGCGCGCCGCCAGCGACAUCUACAAGAGCAUCGGCAACAACCGGGGCAGCGGCCCCCGAGGCACGCCCGAGUCGCGGCAGCGUCUGGAGCAGGACCUGCGCGCCAAGAACCAGACGGAGGACUACGCGCGCCAGAUGACGCGGCGGUGGCGCGUCGGCGACGUCUACGCGCCGCACGACAUCUCGCCCUCCGAGAUGGGCAAGUGGCGCCGCAACCAGGCCCGCAAGCAAGACCUCGUCGACAUGCUGGGGCUGUCGCCGCUGGAUAUGUAUAGGAACUUCUCCGUCAUCUCCGAGUUCAUGACACCGCACGGCAGGAUAAAGCGAUCAGUGGACACGGGACUGCGACCCCCGAACCAGAGGAAGAUGGCAAAGGCGAUCCGGAGGGCCAUCGGGCUGGGCAUCCACCCCAGUGUGCACAAACAUCCGGAACUGCUGAUGAGGGAGGCGGACCGGACCUACCAACAGAACCAGGCCACAACCAACAAAGCAUUGAAGUGGUCGUAA